This is a messenger RNA of Pyrus x bretschneideri (Chinese white pear), 1549 nucleotides long. RefSeq names its product methyltransferase N6AMT1-like. The coding region runs from base 344 to 1096 and encodes 250 amino acids. Gene Ontology annotation, cellular component: eRF1 methyltransferase complex. Gene Ontology annotation, molecular function: nucleic acid binding; S-adenosylmethionine-dependent methyltransferase activity; protein methyltransferase activity. NCBI's taxonomy places the organism in Eukaryota, Viridiplantae, Streptophyta, Magnoliopsida, Rosales, Rosaceae. The transcript has 2 exons. Gene Ontology annotation, biological process: methylation. The record is from RefSeq and is a predicted model, not a curated record.
UUGGGAUGCAAUUUCUUCUUAAACCAUUCUGCUUUAUUUUAAUUUCCUUCCCAACUCUUGUGUAAUCUCAGACCAUAAACUGUAGUUUAUUGGACUACUCAGAUGCUUAAUUUUUGUAUUUCCUGAGGAAUUCGUGCCUUCACUCGUUGAAAAUUCAGUUUUUUUCUGUGAUCAUAAUUAGAUAUAAAUUCUGGUGUUUGAAGUGUAGAUUUGUAGGCUGAAAUUAUUUGAUUAAUUUUUUGAGUUUUGCUAGUUAGAGGUGGAACCCAUAAAAGAUUCAUUACUUUCAGUCCAAGCUACCAGCAAAGGCAAGCAAUGGAGUGAUGGGCAGGUCAUACACAAGAUGUCCUCCAGAAUCGCCCAAAUCCGCCUUGUCAGCUCUCAUCCCGAGGUUUAUGAACCGUGUGAUGAUUCGUUUGCUUUAGUCGAUGCUCUUUUAGCUGAUCGAACAAACCUGUUGCAGCACCAACCGACAUUUUGCUUGGAACUGGGUUGUGGUAGUGGCUAUGUCAUUACUUCUCUAGCUCUUAUUGUUGGCCAGGCAGCGCAUUAUAUUGCGACUGAUAUCAACCCCCACGCAAUGAAGGUGACUCGUGAGACAUUAGAAGCACAUGGGGUUCAUGCGGAGUUGAUAAACACUAACAUUGCAUCAGGACUGGAGAAGCGUCUGAAAGGUUUGGUUGAUGUAAUAGUUGUGAACCCGCCUUAUGUGCCGACCCCUGAAGAUGAGGUGGGACGUGAAGGGAUUGCGUCUGCUUGGGCUGGCGGGGAGAAUGGACGUACUGUGAUUGAUAGGAUACUGCCUGUUUCUGACAAUCUUUUGUCAAAGAAGGGCUGGUUGUACAUGGUCACUCUUACAGAAAACAAUCCCUUGCAGAUAUGCCUUCAAAUGAGAGAAAAGGGCUAUGCUUCCAGAAUCCUUGUCCAGAGAUUGACAGAGGAAGAAAAUCUACAAAUCAUCAAGUUCUGGCGGGAUUCAGAUUCUCAAGUAGCAGAAAAGGAAAACAAAACAGUUCCUGCAAAGGUCAUGGAGUCUUUGCUCUCUCAGUUCCAUAUAUUCCCGUUUCUGAGAGGCAGUAACAACGACAGUAGCUGAUGUAUACAGAAGGGGAAGAAGUAAGUUUUCUAGUGCGUACAUGAUGGAAAAAUGAUCUAUUCUCAUAUUCUUCUUGAGUUUUGGAAACCUUUGUUGGAAUGUGAGAUGUACACAAUUGAUUCGUUUGGUGCCGUAGGGGCCUUCCGCAUACGAUCAUUUCUACGAAAACUUCCAAUUCCUGGAUGCAUGUUUUCGUAGCAGCAUCUGCAGGACAUCUUCAUCAUUUUCCUAAUACAUUACAACUUGGGUGCAACUCAAGAAAUUGCUCAAAAUUGUCAAUGAAGAUUUUAUUUCUAAUGCCAUUUUAUUGUAAUCGGAUUAUGAAAUGAUUAUUUUGUAAUGCUUUGAAAACAAGUUGUCUAGGAAUGUAGUGUGCAAUCCUCCUUCAAGGUUUAAUAGCGCGUCGAAGUGACAGCAUAAAGUAACCAAAGGAGCAUUGCAUUGUUUCUUCAA